CAGACCCGCACCUCCAAGUCUCCAACCGCCACCUCGUCCUCCUCCUCCAUCCCUCGGCCCGAACCCGGCCCGCGUUCCCCUCUCCCCCGCGCCGCCGGCGGGGCCGACGCGCCGCCGCCCGCUCCCGCCGCGUCGCCAAUGGAGGCGAAGAAAUGCGUGGAAGGGAUUGAUUUGAAUGAACCACCACACAAAAACCGAGGUGUCAGGUUGAGCCAUGUACUGCUGCAAAAGGAUUGUAAGAAUAUAUGCCGCACAAAAGCUUGUGAUGUUUCAAUAGAAUUGCCCUCUCUUUGGUCAAUUAGUAAUUUCGUGUCAAGUAAGGUAUACGAGCUGAAUAAUUUCCUGAAUUUUUCACUGUAUCCUGAUCCGGAAGAUGCUCGCCAGAGUAGUGAAUGGGGAAAGUUUAUGCAUUUCCUUUGGCACAAUAAGAGGGCCGGUAUUGUUAGACAUGGGUCCUUCACCUUCCAUAUUCUUCCUGCUCAAUCUGAAGAACGCCCUAACUACUCACAUGCUGUGAUCUUGUACGAGACUGAACGAAAAGAUCCUGUAAUCUGCAAAAGGAGGACCGGAAUAUCCGAGAAAUCCAACAAAAGCGAGGAGAUCUGUGAUAGUGUACCCAAUCCAAGAGGGCUGAAUGCUUCACAUAUACACCAUGAUCCAGAAUCCUCACCAUGUGAAUCUGUUGAAGAUGGUAAUAGAAUUUCAGAUUCAUUAGUGAAAAGGGGAAAAUCUACUCUUAGAAGAAAUUUCGUCAGCACAGACCCUACUUAUCUCCGAACACUCAGUCAGACACAUGCUGGUUGGAUCUUUGGAGCAAUAGCAGAGCUCAUUGACAACUCCAGAGAUGCUGGUGCAUCCAGGUUGGAUAUUUUCAUCCAAACUAUGUUUUCGAAGAAAGCAGCAGGCAGUCCUGUUUUAUCUGUGAUUGAUGAUGGGCGUGGCAUGGCUUACCCUGAAAUGAUGAGAAUGAUCUCAUUUGGUCAUAAACGACCAAAUGAACAUUGCAAUGAUCAGAUUGGGAGGUUUGGAAUUGGAUUUAAGACUGGUGCAAUGAAACUUGGGAAAGAUGCAAUUGUGCUUACCCAAACUUCAACUUCCAGAUCAGUGUCCUUUCUAUCCCAGUCUUUUAAUGAAAAUAAAGAUAAUCUUGAGAUCCCUGUGGUGACCUAUCGCAAGGAAGGACAAUACAUGGAAGUUGAUUUGAGUGUCCAGUCUGAAGCUACUGCAGAAUAUAACCUGAACGCUAUCAAGGAAUUCUCUCCCUUUAAUGAGUAUUUCAUCGGAGAAAAGCUAGGUUUAUUUGGUGAAGAGGGUACUGGAACACAGAUAUAUAUAUGGAAUUUAGAUAGGUGGGGUAAAGACUACACCUUGGACUGGAAUUCAGGGAGGACUGAUGAAAACCCCACUGACAAAGGUCAUGGAGACAUAUUAAUCCGGUCAAAAAGAGUAAGAUCACGUCCAGGACAAACAAGUAAACAGGUCCCAUUGGACUAUUCACUUCACUCUUAUCUGGAAGUUAUCUUCCGGAAUCCUCGAAUGAAAAUCACAGUGCAAGGGUCUAAGGUCAAAGCGCGCCCUUUGGACAAGAGCCUUAACACAACUUCAGUGAUUUCUGGUGACAUUGCGGGAAGGACCAUUGAGUUGACUAUUGGAAUGAGCAAAGUAGAAUGGGAAAGAACGAACUGUGGGGUUUUCUUGUAUUGGCGUGGUCGACUAAUAGAGUCUUACAAACGAGUUGGAGGUCAAAUGCAUAAUGCUGACACGGGACGUGGAGUAAUAGGAGUUGCAGAUAUUACAGAACUCGUUGAUGAUGAAGAUGGCAAUUCAUGGGUUCUUAACAGCAAACAAGGGUUUCAAGAUUGUGAGAUGUAUGCUGAGCUGGAGGAAUGGCUGGGUAGCAGUAUGGAUGAAUACUGGGAGACAAAUUUUGACAAUGUAGAAUUGGGAAAAGCAGCCGGCCGCUGCAAGCCUGAUCAUGAAUGGGUUCAGUGUUAUGGCUGUCGUAAAUGGAGAGUGUUGACUGCCGGCUUUGAUACGGAGUCUCUACCAGAUCAAUGGUUUUGCUUGAUGCCACCCUUCAAUGGGAAAUGUACGAUACCAGAGCAACAAAUGGGCCAUGGUACCAUAACCAUAGGCGAGAAAAGGUCCGGUAAUGUUGGCCGCAAUAGGAUUAUCCAGCGGGAAUCUACAGCUAAGGUUGAUACAAACAAAAUAGGGAACAAUGAGUUCAGUCAGGAUGAAGAUGUGAAGAAUGUAAAGCUAAUCCCAACAAUUGUCAACAAGCGAAAGAAUACUUCCAACGGCACGAACAGCAUCGAAGAUGAUUUGGACAGCAAUUCCUCGCAAACCGAGUCUGUUGCCCCUGUCCAUGUUUUGAAGAGGAUACGGAGGGGUGCCGCAAGAGGUUGCAAGACGUGAUGAUGAAUGACAAUGCACGCCAGCAAAAUUUCCUUGGAACGUUCCUGGGUGCUGCAGCAGUUAGAUCAUGAUCGUUCGGCUUAAACAAACUCCAAUAGUUAACCAAAUUCGUGUCUGUAGAUAGCUUCCGUGGCAGUGAAACUAGUGUGUUUGCCAAACGUGGAGAAGUGGGAUCGAAGCUAACCAAAUGUGUGUGUAACUACUAACUAGUGUCUGUCGGUUUUGCCUUGGUAUGCUAUAACUCCCGUUGCACUCCCACUCAUGGUUGUGCUGUGCUUGUGCAAGUCUAUUCACACAGUGGGCCAAGUCAGUGGUUUGGUAAGUCGUCCAAAAAGCUACAGAGAGUGAUGUCUCUACAACUGCAACAGUGAUGAGUGAAUUCUGAACUUAAAAGUUUUUGUGUUUGCUA
This is a messenger RNA of Aegilops tauschii subsp. strangulata, 2827 nucleotides long. RefSeq lists its product as uncharacterized. NCBI's taxonomy places the organism in Eukaryota, Viridiplantae, Streptophyta, Magnoliopsida, Poales, Poaceae. Gene Ontology annotation, cellular component: nucleus. Gene Ontology annotation, molecular function: zinc ion binding; ATP hydrolysis activity. The record is from RefSeq and is a predicted model, not a curated record.